UGUUUGUGUGUGUGUGUGUGUGUGUGUGUGUGCGUAACGCGGUCACACUUUUUCUCAUCUCUUUUCCACGUGCAUUUUUGAACAAGUCGCACGCGUUCUUUUGCAUUUCAGUGAACAUAUUUCGUUAAUAAAAUAAAAAGAAAUGGCACUGAAAAAACUAGGAGCAAAGAAGGCCGCCGGCAACAACAAGCGUGGCCCCAAGGCCAAGCAGGUUGUCGAGGAGAAGCCAGCAGAAGAAGUCGAAUCCAGUGACGCAGAUUCCGAUGCCGACGAAGAACAGAAUGGCGUCAAUUUGGACGAUGGCAGCAGCUCCGAGUCGGAAGGCGCCGCCGCAGACUUGGUGAAUUCAGAAGCUGAGGAGGACGAUGAGGACGACGAUGAUGAUGAUGAUGAUGAAGUGGAGCCAGGCGAGGUUUCAGUGAGCAAAAAUGUUGCCCAGGCAGAGUCGGAAGACGAUGAUGAUGAUAAUGAUCAGGCUGACUCCGAUGAGGAGCCCGCCGAAGCACCCAUCGAAAAGAACGCUAACGAAACGCCAAAAUUAUCCAAAAAGGGCGGCAUUCCAAAGGUGGCUGUUGCACGAAUUCCACAAGAUACGCCCAAGGAGCAAAUUCUGUUCGUCUCCAAUCUGCCCAAUGAAUACAAGCACGUCGAUCUGGUUGCUCUCUUUACCAAAUUCGGUCCCAUUGCCGUGGUUAAUCGCAUCAAGAGUAAGGCUGGCGGCAACAGUGUUUCGAUGGCCUUUGAGUCUGCCAAGGCCGUUGAUGCGGCACUUGCCGCCAAGGAGAAGGCUCUGACCCUCGAUGGGCAGGUGUUGAACGUUGCACGUGCGCACAACAAAGAUGACAUGAAUGCGCGCACAAUUGUCGUGGGCUUGAUUGGACCCAAUGCCACCAAGGAUGACAUUUUGGCUCACUUUAAGAGCUGUGGCGCCAUUGAAGCGGUUACUUUCUCCCACAAUAAGAUAAUGCCCACGGCUUAUGUGCGUUUCGCGGCGGUCAGCUCGAUACCCAAGGCAGUCAAAUUGCACGGCAGCGAUUUCAACUCACGUUUCAUCACAGUACGCGAAGAGGCGUACAAGAGCAAAUCAUUGAAAGCACCAGGACUCACAUUGACGGUGGCAAACACGGGCAACCACGAGACCUACAAAUCGGACACGAUUGAGAAGAUCUUCAAGAAGCACGGUGAAGUCGUCGAUGUCGAUGUCGUCUGCACGCGUGCCAUUUUAUGCUUUGUCACCUACAAAACGGCCGACGAGGCCACGAAGGCGUUCAACAAACUGAAUGGCAAAACUAUUAGCGAACUGGAGAUCAAAUUGGACACUUACCACUACAGUUCCUCCGUGCGCACCAUUCUCGUAACAAACUUGCAUCCCAGUGUCGAUGAGCAGCAGAUAAAUGAUCUGUUCAGUGAAGUCGGUGAGGUGGAGAGCGUUAAGAUGCUGGGCCACAAGGCACUUGUCAGGUUUACCACUGAUGAUGGCUUCUGCAAAUCGUUCCUGCUGAACGAGCGCCUGGUGCAGGGUCAGCCCAUAUUCUUAGAGCCAAACUCCACACUCAAGCACAAGAUUAUGCAAAACAACAAGGGAAAGUAUCAUGCUGGUGGUCCACCAGCUGGAGGCAAAUUCCAGAAGUUCAACAACAGUGGCAACAACAACAACAAGAACUUUACGCAAAGACCGUUCAACAAACGCCCCGCACAGGCAAAUGGCUCCACACCGCAAUCAUUUAAAAAGGCAAAGCGGGCCUAAAUGGCCCAAUGUCUUAGUCCUAAGUUUUUAACAAUUACCCAAUUACCCAGCCCAAUGCAGAUGCAUUGAAUUUAGUCAUAUAAGUGUCUGUGCAAAUAUAUUCAGUUAUGAUUAUUGAAUAUUUUUCGACAUGCAAACCACAAAUUGUAAACAUUUGUCGGCAAACUCGAUUUGCCAACAAUUUCGCAGCCGUUUUUAUGGCAAUGCGUCUCCUCUGCCCAAAUACAACAAUGUAAAAGCUACGAGAAUAAAUUGCUAAUUUCCAACACGUA
Molecule: messenger RNA, 2019 nt
Organism: Drosophila grimshawi
Lineage: Eukaryota; Metazoa; Arthropoda; Insecta; Diptera; Drosophilidae
Product: DNA-binding protein modulo
Exons: 4
Coding region: 143-1747 (534 amino acids)
Molecular function (GO): RNA binding
Source: RefSeq, a predicted model, not a curated record